This is a messenger RNA of Misgurnus anguillicaudatus (oriental weatherfish), 1469 nucleotides long. Lineage: Eukaryota; Metazoa; Chordata; Actinopteri; Cypriniformes; Cobitidae. The record is from RefSeq and is a predicted model, not a curated record.
UUUGGUUUGUCUGAAUUCGAAGGCAGAAUCUAUUAGAGGGCCACAGCUAUGCAUAUUUUAUAUCUCCUUUAGUAUUUAACAUCUGAUUCAUAUAAUCAGUUCAGUAGAGAUCUCCAUGAACUGACCAGAGUCGGUCAGAUAAGAGAGACAAACAAAAUGUGUAGAGUAGUGGACCUCCAGGAAAGGAGAAUCACUGAUCAUACGUUUCAUUUUAAUUAUUGAUUUACUUUAAUGUCAGUCUUUAAGAAAUAAAUAAGUGUAUACCCAGGUUAAUGUUCUUUAAAUAAUGUAGGAUGAUAUCCUGUAAGAAAACUAAAAACAUCCUCCAAAUCACCAAUGUCGUGUUUAAGUUGCUCACAACAUUGUAGCUUUUAAAGUUCACAUGCAGUGCUGGUACGUGCUGUCAUACUGGUACUUUGUCUAAUGCAUUUAUAUGUGUUUACUUUAGUCUAUCCAGAACAGUGAAGUAUUUAAUAUUGAACCAUUAUAGUAAACAUUUGAUGCAUUAAAACGGCUUGAUUCGCUGCUUUUGUGUCAACGAAGGAUUUCGAGCGGGAAUCACAUUUUAUUUGAAAACAGUAGACGCACAGUCAUUGGCCAGCUGUAUACUUUGACGUCACGCAUUAGCCAAUCACAUGCCAGUACAGUGUCGCCGCCCUCUGAGCUCAUGAUCGACUUGUCUUUAAAAACAGCCUGCAGAGAAACGUUGUAUAUUUCUGCGUCGUAAGGCGAAGAGUUUUCCUUGUAAUCAUGGCAAGAACAAAGCAGACCGCCCGUAAAUCCACCGGAGGCAAAGCGCCCAGGAAGCAGCUCGCUACUAAAGCUGCCCGUAAGAGCGCCCCAGCCACCGGCGGUGUGAAGAAGCCUCAUCGUUACAGACCCGGUACCGUAGCGCUGAGAGAAAUCCGCCGCUAUCAGAAGUCUACUGAGCUGCUGAUCCGUAAGCUGCCGUUCCAGCGUCUGGUGAGAGAAAUCGCCCAGGACUUCAAGACUGAUCUGCGCUUCCAGAGCUCCGCCGUCAUGGCCCUGCAGGAGUCCAGCGAAGCUUAUUUGGUUGGUCUGUUUGAGGACACCAACCUGUGUGCCAUCCACGCCAAGAGGACUGAAAUCAUGUCAGGAAGAGGAAAAGGCGGUAAAGGACUCGGCAAAGGAGGCGCUAAGCGUCAUCGCAAGGUUUUGCGUGAUAACAUCCAGGGAAUCACCAAACCCGCCAUCCGUCGUCUCGCUCGUCGUGGUGGAGUCAAGCGUAUCUCCGGUCUGAUCUACGAGGAGACUCGCGGUGUGCUGAAGGUGUUUUUGGAGAACGUUAUUCGUGACGCCGUCACCUACACUGAACACGCCAAGAGAAAGACCGUCACCGCCAUGGAUGUCGUCUAUGCUCUGAAGCGACAGGGUCGCACUCUGUACGGUUUCGGAGGUUAAACGCUUGAAGUUCUACACAAACCCAAACGGCUCUUUUAAGAGCCACC